Durusdinium trenchii is the source of this 705-nucleotide messenger RNA. NCBI's taxonomy places the organism in Eukaryota, Dinophyceae, Suessiales, Symbiodiniaceae. The record is from the annotation of a GenBank genome assembly.
AUGAGAGCUGGGCAAUGGCAACAGGCCCUGAGUUUGUUUCGUUCAAUGCGUUCGAUGCGUUCGACGGAUGCUCUGGGCUAUUCCUUGGGCGUCAGCGCUGCCGAGCGUUUGACACGGUGGGCUGAAGCACUCAGCCUGCUGGAGGCAAUCUGGCAUAAUGAGCUACCUUUGAGUCGAAGGAGCUACAACGCCUGCCUGAGCGGCUGUGGAAAGAGCAGUGAAUGGCGCAAGACCUUGAGGCUGCUGAGUGGCAUGGCUUCCUCUCAUUUGCAACCCGACGUGAUCAGCUUCAGCUCGGCGAUCAGUUCCUGUGAGAGGGCUGCUGCAUGGCAACAUGCUGUCAGAGUCUUUGACCAGAUGCUCCAAGCCCAGAUCCAAGCUGAUGCUCUCAGCUACUCUGCUGUCAUCAGCGCUUGUGAGAAGGGUGGCCACUGGCAACAUGCAUUGAUUUUCUCCAUCAACGCCAGCAGUACCGAAAAAGAAAAAAUUCCUUCAGACGUCCUCUCUUCGUGUGCUGAAGGUCAAACCUUGCCGAGCGCUUGGUCAAACCAGGUUGAUCAGUUGGAAGCACAGAGGGUCACCAAGGCGCUGGUCGAGCAGCCCAGUCCAAGCACAGGCGAUUCCAGCGAGGCCAACGAGCGCUCCGCAUCCUCGAGCAGUCGAGGAGAAGAGCUUAGCUGCGCUGAACGCGAGGCAUGGCAAUGA